UCGAGGCUUCGGCGGGAGUAGGCCGCGACCCGGCCCCUCUUGAGCGGGCUCCGUCGUGUCUCUCUGCCGAGUUUGAUUGGAGCAUGGAGCCCGUCUCCCCACCAGAACGAGGGUUUCCUGCAGAAAAAAGGUCAUCUGUGCCGCAGAAAAAAUACCGUGUCCUGGUGGGUGUGACUGGAAGUGUGGCUGCCCUGAAGCUGCCUCUGCUCAUUGCCGAAUUGCUGAAAAUCACUGGGGUCGAAGUGAAAGUGGUCACUACUGAGAGAGCAAAGCAUUUCUACAAUGCCCAGGAGAUUCCUGUCACCCUCUACAGUGAUGAAGAUGAGUGGCAGCUGUGGAAAGGUCGUUCAGACCCAGUCCUGCACAUUGAGCUCAGACGGUGGGCUGACCUUAUGGUGGUGGCACCUCUUGAUGCAAACACGCUGGCAAAGCUUGCGAAUGGCAUCUGUGACAACCUGCUGACUUGUGUCAUCCGUGCUUGGGAUCUGAGCAAACCUCUGCUCUUCUGCCCAGCUAUGAACACAGCCAUGUGGGAACAUCCCAUCACAGCUCAGCAGGUGGAGCAGCUGAAAGGCUUUGGCUAUACAGAGAUCCCCUGUGUGGUGAAGAAACUAGUGUGUGGAGAUGAAGGUCGAGGUGCCAUGGCAGAAGUGUGGACCAUUGUGGAGAGCGUGAAAAGGAUCCUUGAAGAACGGGACUUGUCAACGCAGAGCUGAUGGUUUGGCAUGUAAAUUGUAUUUGUGUGCCUCCAUGAUGAUUUGAAGAUAAAACCAACAGGAAGCUGAGUCAAGAUGGCAUGUGUACCUAUAGUGUGCUCUUCAACCGAAAGAGUCAAACGGUUGUCUUCCAGCUGGUGCCAAACUGAAAUGUGGUACAUCACUGCAGACUUUCAGAAACCAAAGCCAAGAACAUGCUGCUUUAGUGUGGGAAAACCCUGUGGUAUCUCACAGAGAGGGAGUAACGUUCCCCUAGGCCACUCGGCCCCCAGUAUUUCACAUGUACUCCUUUCCGAGGAGGCUGCAGAAGGAUUUGCCAAUGUAUUUCAGGUCCAGUGGUUCCUCCAAGAGCUGCCAGAGAGGAAAGUGCUGUGCAAAUCCUGGUGAUGGGGAUAAUGCCAGCCCCUUCCAGCAUGACAGUGUGGGGACAUCCCUGCUCUCCAAAGCCUGGUCCGUAGCUGUGCUGGCUUCACCUUUCCAGCAGGAGUCACUGUCCAAAAAGUAUUUGCCCUCCAGAAAAUUAAUAAAAGAGAGCUUUUAAU
Haliaeetus leucocephalus (bald eagle) is the source of this 1258-nucleotide messenger RNA. It is a transcript of the gene PPCDC, whose product is annotated as phosphopantothenoylcysteine decarboxylase. Gene Ontology annotation, cellular component: phosphopantothenoylcysteine decarboxylase complex. Bases 84 to 716 code for a protein of 210 amino acids. Gene Ontology annotation, biological process: coenzyme A biosynthetic process. The record is from RefSeq and is a predicted model, not a curated record. Lineage: Eukaryota; Metazoa; Chordata; Aves; Accipitriformes; Accipitridae. The transcript has 6 exons. Gene Ontology annotation, molecular function: phosphopantothenoylcysteine decarboxylase activity; FMN binding.